Physella acuta is the source of this 1454-nucleotide messenger RNA. RefSeq names its product kelch-like protein 18. Lineage: Eukaryota; Metazoa; Mollusca; Gastropoda; Physidae. The record is from RefSeq and is a predicted model, not a curated record. Gene Ontology annotation, molecular function: protein binding.
UAAACUUUGUAUAAAGAAGAAUUCUAACAUCCACAGUCGCCAUGUUUAAAUCGAAACAAAUAUCUGUUAAUAGCGGCCUUGACUUUCGCGUAGUUAGACAAGUUUUCACGUGUUUGCGAGACAAUAAGGACAAUUUUACUGAUUUUACAGUCAACAUUGGCGACUUCCAGUUCAACUGUCACAAGUUUGUCCUAAGUUCCUGCUCUGGUUUCUUUGAGGCUCUCAUGAGGACAGAUAUGAGAGAAAAAUCUGAAUCAAGUUGUACCAUAGAAGGCAUAUCACCAGAUAUAUUUGGAUUCAUACUGGAUUUUAUCUAUGAAGGGAGAAAUGUUCUAAAUGACGAUAAUAUCCUUGCCAUAUGGCAUGCUUCAAACCAACUGCAGAUAACAUUUUUAUUUUUAUUAUGUGAACACUUUGUCAAAGAGAGAGUAAAUUUACAAAACUACAGUGAUAUACUUAUAACUGCUCAACUGUUGGACUCUUUAGAUGUUAUAGAUAGAGUUAGAUUGUUUAUGGUGAAUAAUUAUCAGGAGAUUUUAGAAUCAGACGCCUUCGUUCAACUCUCUUUUGACGAUUUUAAAUACAUUUUAAAUCACUGUAAGUACCAGUAUUAUAGAACCGAUUUUUUGGUGCAAUCGGUUUUAAAAUGGACAUGUUCAGAUGACGACUAUCUCACAGAUGAGCCGAAAAAAUGUUCCAGCAUGAUUCACUCGCCAGAGACAGAAACUGAUUCACUAAAAUUAAAAUGUAGAAAGGUGAACUCUACAACUGAUGAAAGGGGGGAUUUACCGUUUCGAAGAUCAUACCUUGGUCAAUUACUUGCAUUAAUUUCUCUCCAGAGAGCAAACAACGAGUGUCUAGCCAAACUUAUGAAGAAUAAAUUUGUCAUGGAAAAUGUAUAUGCCAGGACUAUUGUCAACAAGAUCGCUGCCACAAGUUUUGGUCCCAUAAAAUUACGUAUCACAAAACUUGGUACCACAAAAUCAGAAACGAUUAUUCAAGACGCCAUAUCAAUUUCACAUUCAUCAGAAUCAGGCUCCGAGGAUGAAUCCGAUGAAACAACAGAAACAAUAUCUAUAUCAGAUUCUGUAAUCCCAGAUUCCCUUCAGAGCCAAGCCAAUGGUCAUGAUCAAAGUACGAUCCACCGUUUUAGUGAAUUCCGCGAUUUUAUUUCAGAAAGGUCUCAACAUUUCCUAGACUUUAUGAUACCUUUAAUAGUUUUGUAUUCAUGUUUAUUAGUGUCGAUUAACCUACUCAUUGGGGACUUUAUAUAACAUGUGCACAUAACAACAACAAACACACCCUCAUCUUAAAACAAUCGAUCUGUUACUACAAGCAUAUGGAAACCACCAGAGCUGCCAUUCAAUACAAUUACAUUCAAUACCACCUGUCUCAAUUACGCCAACGUUUUGAUUUAACUACAUUAUCGAUUUUGAUUGAAGCACUGAACGUAU